Molecule: messenger RNA, 7545 nt
Organism: Neopsephotus bourkii (Bourke's parrot)
Lineage: Eukaryota; Metazoa; Chordata; Aves; Psittaciformes; Psittacidae
Gene: DENND4C
Product: DENN domain containing 4C
Exons: 34
Coding region: 497-6358 (1953 amino acids)
Biological process (GO): regulation of Rab protein signal transduction
Cellular component (GO): cytoplasmic vesicle
Molecular function (GO): protein binding
Source: RefSeq, a predicted model, not a curated record
CUCUUUUAGGGGCGGGCUCUGAACCCGCCUGUAGGCGCUUGAGGGGGAGAGUAACAUGGUGGCUGCUUCCUCCCUAGGCUGGAGCGACAGCUCGUCCGGCGGCUCUUGAGGUGGCGGCGGGCGCGGCAAGAGGCUCCGGGCCGGGAGCGCCGCGGUGGAGCGGCGCACGAGGGCAGCCCGGCGUCGGCUGUCGGCAAGCGGGCGGGACGGCCGGCGGCAGCUCCGGUUCCUCCCCCGGGCUACGGCGUCAUCGCGUUUAACCCUUUCGGGGGACGGGUGAGGCAAGAGCUCCUGUGCAGUGCUAAGGUAGAAACGAAGCCCCCGGCGCCUGGUGCGCGGCGUCUGCGGUGAAGGGUUGGAUUUACUCUUACAUGUGCCGACAUGGAGAUUGUGAACGGCGGUGUCAUGGCUUUUAGAACGGUGUUUGAACAACAGGGGCCGUCCCGCCCUGCAACCCAGUGACAAAGGCACUAUUACUGGAAGUACUGACAUAACCAUGACAGAAGACAAAGGUCCGCGAGUGGCCGACUAUUUUGUGGUGGCGGGGCUCACUGAUACAGAUACUGCAACCCUCCUGGACCAAGAAAUAAGCCGACAUGAAACAAAAUCAGCUGGUCCAAAAGCUCCAAUUACUGAUAUUGCUGUGAUAAUUAAAUCAGCAGGUGAAACUGUCCCAGAGGGGUACACCUGUGUUGAAGCCACCCCUACAGCCCUUCAAGCCAACUUAAACUAUGGAAGUCUAAAGAGUCCUGAACUUUUUCUUUGUUACAAGAGAGGACGAGACAAACCACCUCUUACUGACAUUGGAGUUCUGUAUGAAGGGAAAGAACGCGUCAUUGCAGGCUGCGAGGUGAUUCAAGCUACUCCUUAUGGUCGUUGUGCUAAUGUUAACAACAGUUUGGCGUCUUCUCAGCGGAUCUUUAUCACAUAUCGAAGGGCUCCUCCAGUACGACCUCAGAAUUCAUUGGCAGUGACAGAUAUUUGUGUUAUUGUUACGAGCAAAGGAGAAACACCUCCUCAUACGUUCUGCAAAGUUGAUAAGAAUUUAAAUUGUGGUAUGUGGGGUUCCAGUGUAUAUCUUUGUUACAAGAAGUCGGUGCCAGCUUCUAAUUCUUUAGCAUAUAAAGCUGGCUUAAUUUUCAGAUAUCCUCAAGAGAACUAUGAGUCAUUCCCACUGUCAGAAUCUGUACCUCUCUUCUGCCUUCCUAUGGGAGCUACUAUUGAGUGCUGGGACUCUCAAACCAAAUAUCCAUUACCAGUAUUCUCAACAUUUGUACUGACCUGCUCUUCUGCAGAAAAGGUUUAUGGUGCUGCUAUUCAGUUUUAUGAACCUUAUCCCCGAGAGCUGCUAACAGAAAAACAACAAUUGCAGCUGGGUCUCCUGACAACUGUAGAGAGGAAAGUGAUUACUUCCAAGUCCAUCAAUUCCAACAAAUGCAUCUGCCUUCUCUCACACUGGCCUUUCUUUGAAGCAUUUCGAAAAUUUCUUAUGUUCAUCUACAAACUGUCUGUCUCUGGACCUCAUCCUCUUCCCAUUGAAAAGCACAUAUCCCAUUUUAUGCACAAUAUACCUUUCCCUUCACCACAAAGACCAAGAAUUCUUGUGCAGCUUUCUGCCCAUGAUGCAUUAAUAUUGUCUCAGCCAGUUUCUACACCAUUGCCAUUAAGUGGAGCAAACUUUAGCACUCUGCUCAUGAAUCUUGGACCGGAAAACUGUGCCACUCUGUUACUCUUUGUGUUACUAGAAGGCAAAAUCCUCCUCCAUUCUCUUAGACCAGCUGUGUUGACCGGAGUUGCUGAAGCUGUAGUAGCUAUGAUAUUUCCAUUUCAGUGGCAAUGUCCAUACAUCCCACUCUGUCCUUUGUCUCUGGCCACUGUACUCAGUGCACCUGUUCCGUUUAUUGUUGGAGUUGAUUCACGAUACUUUGAUCUCUACGAUCCACCACAGGAUAUUGUGUGCAUUGACUUAGACACAAACAUGGUGUACAUAUCAGAUGAUAAGAAGAGCACUAACUGGAAGCAGUUUCCUAAGAAGCCAUGUAAAAGUCUGCUCGGCACCUUAAAGAAACUGCACCCACAGCUGGCAGCAGUUCAUAGGAAAACUCAAGAAGGGUCUGCAGUGGAGAUGACUCCUAUUGAGGCAGAUUUCUCCUGGCAGAAGAAAAUGACAGAACUCGAGAUGGAGAUCCAGGAAGCUUUUCUCCGUUUUAUGGCAUCUAUUUUAAAGGGUUACAGAACAUUCCUCAAGCCAAUCACACAGGCACCUUCAAAUAAAGCAACUGCUGCUGAUUCUUUGUUUGACCAUCAAGGAUUUUUAAAAAGCAGAGACCGUGCCUAUACAAAAUUCUACACACAUCUCACCAAAACACAGAUAUUCAGCCGCUUUAUUGAAGAGUGCAGUUUUGUGAGUGACAAGGAUACUGGCUUGGCAUUUUUUGAUGACUGCAUAGAAAAGCUCUUUCCAGAUAAAGGAACAGAAAAAGGAGAGAAGGUUGAUGUGGAUUCUGUUGAAGAGGCACGGUUGAUUGAGCUUGAUGAGUCACAAAAAAGUGAACACACAGUGUUCAUAAUGCCACCAGAACCUCCUGCUGAUGAUGGACAGGACCGAGUGCCAAAAUACAGCUAUAAAAACUUCCCACGACUAGAUUUCAAGCUCUUUGACAGGCCGCAGGAGCUCAAGCUCUCCUUCAGCAGACACUCAGCUGGAAGCAGCAUUUCAAAUAGUCCUGCACUUAUGGCAAAGAGGACAAAACAGGAGAUAAAAACAGCCCAUAAAUUAGCCAAGAAGUAUUACUUAAGUCCCCCACAAUGGGCAAAGUGUCUCUUCAGUCAUAGUUACAGCCUGUGGUUUAUUUGUCUGCCAGCCUAUGUCAGAGUUGCACAUCUCAAGGUCAAAGCACUGCAGCAGGCAUACGAUGUUCUAAUUAAAAUGAGGAAAACUGAUGUGGAACCACUAGAUGAGGUCUGCUACAGAGUUGUUAUGCAGCUCUGUGGACUGUGGGGACAGCCUGUUCAGGCUGUGAGAGUCCUCUUUGAAAUGAAAAAUGCUGGAAUACAGCCAAAUGCAAUCACCUAUGGUUAUUACAAUAAGGCAGUCUUAGAGUCAUCUUGGCCUAGCAGUAACCGCAGUGGCAUAUUCCUUUGGACAAAGGUACGAAAUGUAGUUCAUGGCACAGCACAGUUUAGGCAGUGCUUAAAGAAAUCAACGCAGAGCCCACGAAUACCUUUGAUAUCAGCUCUGCGAAGUGCCAGGGGUGGAAGUGUUGGGGACUUGGUGAGCCAUGGUAGUGUGGAUAGCUCUAAUGACGCUUACAGUGGGGAGCACGCUGUCUUCGUCAGUGACUUAGUCAGGCUUGAUUCCCUUGAUAAUCAGUCUAGCACAGGUGGUCAGUCAGACCAGGGCUAUGGAUCCAAGGAUGAACUUCUAAGAGAUGAUGGGGAUAGUCUUCAUGCAACUGAAACACAAGUAGAGAAAGAUACUUCUUCUAAAGCUGAAGAUCUAAUAGGAGAGGUUUUUAAUGAGAAAUUUGAUGAAAUGCGACAGCUGAAUAUAGAAACUCAUAGUCCAGCAGACCCACCUGCUUGGGGUAGCAGUAUUGUGAAAGUUCCAUCUGGCAUUUUUGAUAGCAGUGGAAGGAAAAGCGGUAGUGAAACCGGUUCUAGUCCACUGGUCAUAACUCAGGAUUCAGCUGAAGAUGCAGUCUUUGGCGAUGUUUCUCCUAAGAAAACAAGUGAAAGAAGACAGAAGAGGCAGAAACUGUUUUCAGAGAGAAGCUGCAGUUUCAGCAGUGAAAGCAGAGCAGGAAUGCUCAUGAAAAAAGGCAGCUUGGACUUGCAUUCUAAAGAAUUGGCAAUAAUGAUGGGAGCAGAUGCCAAGAUCCUAACAGCAGCUUUAUCUGGGGCCAAAACUUCACCCUCUCACAUGAGGAAAUCCCACAACUUUGAAAGCAUUAUUGACCAGGAGAUUUCUGGCAUAAGUGGCACGUGGAAUUGUGCGACUGAGAGUGACUGGGAAUUGGAGCAUAGAUCUUCACCAGUGCUGGAAGAACCUGGGGAAGGGCAUGAGUAUCUUGAGAAUGGAAGAGAUGAAAACUUGACCACAGUGGAAGCCCUAAACCUAGAACAGUCAGUUGAGUCCAAAAACGAGAAACCAGAAUCCAAAGACAGAAGUACUAAAAGGAAUAGCUUAUAUGGAGUGCUUAAGCCUAUUGAAAGGGAAGAUGUUGAAGUAGGCUUGGACCCUUUAUCUUUGCUGGCUACUGACAGCACAGAACCAAGGCAUCUGGAACCUGAGGAACAGUUGGUGUCACCAGUUGCAGCGCGUAAUUUGGCAGAUGAAAUAGAAAGUUAUAUGAAUCUGAAGAGCCCCUUGGGUAAUAAGUUUCCCAGCAUGGAACUGCACAAGCUGGAUAGGGAAGCAGAAUCCUCUGGUACACUUGGUCACUCCCAAGAAAGAAGGUCAAGCCUGCCUUUGGAUCCUGUCCUGCCAUUCCCAAAGUCUUAUGAAAGUCAGAGUAGUCCUUCUGUCUCCAGAUCCAAAACAUUCACUGUACGACCAAAGCAACAAACCCACCUGCAAGUUCAAAAGGAGCGGUCUUCAUCUUUGACAGGACUGGGUCGUUCUUCUCCACAUGGCUCAUUAGGGUCUGUCGUAACAACUUUAUCCAAUCUGAAGCUGGACAAUAUACUGUCUGGACCAAAAAUGGAUGUCCUGAAAUCAGGCAUGAAGCAGGCUGCCAAUGUAGCCAGUAAGAUGUGGGGAGUUGUAACUUCAGCAUAUAGUUACUCAGAUGAUGAGGCAAAAAACAAUCGACCGGACUUUAACUUCCCUGCUGGUUUUGAAGAUAAUAUUUUGGGAGAUAAUCUGACAUCAAGAACUGGUGUCCCAGGGCUCAUUACAAAUGAGCUUGCACAAAGCACUACUAGUCUUGGCAGUAGCAGUAGCAGUGGAGAGGCAGGAAGGCAGCAUUACAGUGCACGUGAAAUUUCAUUGCCAAGAAGUAUGAAAGUUCAAGAUCCUGAGAAGUCAGAGCAAAGCUCUUCACAUAAUACUAGCCUAUCCAGCAUUUUCCAGAACUAUGCAAUGGAGGUAUUGAUGUCUAGCUGCUCUCAAUGUAGAGCUUGUGGUGCUUUGGUUUAUGAUGAAGAAAUUAUGGCUGGAUGGACAGCUGAUGAUUCAAACUUGAACACUACCUGUCCUUUCUGUAAAAGUAUCUUCUUACCUUUACUUAAUAUUGAAUUUAAAGACCUACGUGGCUCUGCAAGCUUUUUCCUGAAGCAAAGUACCUCGGGAGAUAGUUUACAGAGUGGUACCCUUCCAUUAACCACGGACCCCCUGGAGCAGAAGCUGUUGUCCAGUCCAGCUAUUGCUGACUUGAUCAGUUUUUCAGAUCACCCACAGUCCAGCCACACCAUAGCUGAAGAAACGAGCUCUGCAGCUGAGCAGAGUGAUGUAGCAGAAGAACAGAGUAAGGAUCCCAGAACCCUGAAGACAUCUCCCAGUAAUCCACCAAAAAGGGGAGUGUCCUUGACUCGGAGCCACAGUGUUGGAGGUCCACUGCAAAAUAUUGAUCUUUCCCAGAGACCAUCUCAUGGAAUUUCAACAGUUAGUCUUCCAAACAGUCUGCAGGAAGUUGUGGAUCCUUUAGUAAAAAGACCUAAUCCUCUCCCUGUAUCCGUGCCCUACUUGAGCCCUUUGGUACUGCAUAAGGAGCUUGAAUCACUGUUGGAAAAUGAGGGAGAGCAAGUAAUUCAUACAUCCAAAUUCAUCAAUCAACACCCCAUAAUUUUCUGGAACUUAGUUUGGUAUUUCCGACGGUUGGAUCUGCCUAGCAACUUACCUGGACUGAUUUUAACAUCUGAACACUGUAAUGAUGGAGUGCAGCUUCCUUUGACGUCUCUUGCUCAAGAUAGCAAGCUAGUAUACAUCCAUCUUCUGUGGGACAAUAUCAACCUCCACCAAGAGCCGGGGGAACCCCUGUAUAUAUCUUGGAGAAAUCUCAAUUCUUCUGAAAAGACACCCUCUACAUUGGCAGAAGAUCAGCAGGCAACAAACACUUUGCUGGAGAACAUUAAACUAAGUAUUCAACACAAUAAUGUUGUUAAACCAAUCAACCUGCUUCUACAGAAAGUUAAGCCAGAUGUGAAACGACAGAGGAGUUUUUACAGAGAAAUUCUUUUCCUCUCUCUGGUGUCUCUUGGAAGAGAGAACAUUGACAUUGAGGUUUUUGAUAGUGAAUACAGAAUUGCACAUAAAAAUCUACCAAAGGAAGUUCUUGAAAAGAUGCACAAAAUAGAUGCUCCGCCAAGCAGCAGGGUUGAGUGUUGUAGGAAGUGCUUUGGAGCACCUUUAAUAUAAAAAUGAGGAAGACACGCUAAACUUCGAUGUGACAAAAGUAGAGGUGAACAAACCAGGAGCAUGGUGAUAUGUACACUUUCAAUCCCAAAAGGUGAUAACAGCAAUUUGUCAAAGAAAUUUCCUUGAGAUACAUCAUGUAUUUUUGUCUUUCAUCUCACAAAACAGAGUGUAAAGUAUGUUAAAAUGUUUUAAAACUAUAUUAAUGGGGUGAGUUGGUUUCAGUGAUUGAUCUGCUUUUUUUUGCUGUAUAUACUUUUUGUCCUUCCUCAGAUCCUUCUCUCACAGCAUGAAGUUGUUCAAAAAGGUGAUGAUAGAACAGCAUCUUAAGUUGCUGACUUAAGAGCCACCAAUAUUUAUGUGUUUUAAUGAACUACUUUUCCUGCCACAGAAUACUUAGGUUCUUCACUACUACUACAAAAUAGCCUUUUCCUGAAGAAGGAUUCUUUUAUUAGUGUGCAGUAUAAAUGUAUGAAUGUAAAUACUUGAGUCCUUGCAUUGGAAAUUGCAAUGCAGUUGCUUUUGUCAGAUCACAGUACCUAAAAUUGCUACCCUUUUCCUGACCCUUGUCCCAGUAUUCUAAAUUAUCUUUGGCUGACAUUUUCAUAAUGUAUGUCUGCAGUUGUAAAAGCCGCUCAGUUUUUUCUGUAUUCUCUAUCUGCCACAUUAAAGAUCCUAUGAACGUGCUGCUGCUUUCUCCAAGAGAAUGAUGGGCUUCUACACAAAGCAGCUCAGAAAUGGAUGGCUUUCUAAAAAUGUUUUUUAGGAAGCUUUAGAAUGGCAUUAGAAUACAUACAGGGUUUAUUAAACAGAUGCUGUCUGAAAAAAAAUUACGCUCUAUACUGUAUGCAUGUGUGCUUAAAAGGUAUCUUUUCGUUGAAUUCUAUCACCUUUUUCCAUGGUUUUAUCCUAGCCUGUGGGUUAAUUAUUUUGCACUGAUAGUCCAAAUUCAAAAUUUCAAUUAAAAUGUAUUUAUAAAUGUGGUCUUCAAGAUAUAUAUUAGCACAAAUGAAGUGCUUGAGUGUAUGAUCUGGAAAGAUGAAUUCGUCUUUUGGUUUGCAUCUAGUAGGUAAGACACUUCCUCACCUCACAUUCUAACUGACUCUAGUAGUCAUAGUCUUGGCAAGAGCCUGGAUGCUGAUUAACAAUUUCAAUGUUUCUAUUACUUGAGGAAUAGGAUAAGGUUGAUU